Messenger RNA from Harpegnathos saltator (Jerdon's jumping ant), 4210 nucleotides. Its product is annotated as protein croquemort. The transcript has 10 exons. Lineage: Eukaryota; Metazoa; Arthropoda; Insecta; Hymenoptera; Formicidae. Gene Ontology annotation, cellular component: cytoplasm; membrane. The record is from RefSeq and is a predicted model, not a curated record. Gene Ontology annotation, molecular function: scavenger receptor activity. Bases 409 to 2151 code for a protein of 580 amino acids.
UUGAUUCACAGUACUCGCCAGUAACAAUCGCGUCGUGACACACCCGAGACGCGCGUCGAAUACGCGAGUAGUUUCUGAACACGACGGCCGGUUAUUCCUUUUUUUCGUCUCGUCGGCGACAGUAAGCUCCGAUCUUACAUACGCGUCGAUAUAUAAAGGCUAAAACGAGCAGCUACAUUUUUUCAAGAGAAAGAGAGAGAAGAGAGAGAGAGAGAGAGAGAGAGAGAGAAAGAAAGAGAAAGGGAGAGAAAAGCUUCGAAGCGUGGGCCGUUGUGACUGGACUUGCUAUUCGACCAGACCGGGAUUACAAGCGAUCGUUGACGAAGAAGACCGCGGCCGCUCUCUCGAGUGCAAGGUGCACAUGCUGAAGAGACGAGGAUCAGUGCGUGCGGAAACAUUCGCGUCACCAUGAGACCUUGGACCAACAAAUCUUUGAGCCUCGGUGUCAUCGGGCUAUUACUGCUGGUCUGUGGCGUGUCCCUCUCCGUCCUUUGGCCGAUCAUUUUCCAUCAGAUUCUCCAAAAAGGCUUGGCCCUCACACCGACUUCGAGGAGCUUCGACGUGUGGAAUGACACCAGCAACCUCCCGCCGAUGUACUUCAACAUAUAUAUGUUUAACUGGACCAACCCGCAGGAAUUGAAAAUGCACGGGAAGAAGCCACAUUUCGUUCAAGUCGGCCCGUAUGUCUUCAGGGAGGUAAGACAAAAGGUCAACGUGACCUUUCAUCCCACGAACAAAACCGUCAGUUACUUUCAACGACGAUCAUGGUACUUCGAUGCCGAACGGAGUAACGGAAGCCUCAGCGACAUCAUCAACCAUCUGAACAUCGUCGCUGUGUCGGCAGCGCACAAGAUCCGCUACUGGGACUACAGUUUCCAGAAGUCGUUGUCCAUCAUGCUGACCAGCUCGAAAAUCUAUGUGACGAAAACAGUGGGCGAGCUGCUGUUCACAGGCUACAGCGAUACCCUGCUCACCAUGGGCAAGAUGCUAGUCACCGACGACACGCCGCUUUACGAUCGCUUCGGCUGGUUCUACAUGAGGAACAAUUCCGCCGAGAUGGAUGGGAUAAUGAACAUGGAAACCGGCGUGGACGACAUCAGCCACUUGGGUAUAAUGAGGAAAUGGCGUUACAGGGACACAACCAAAUACCACAGAAGCCCGUGCAACGUCAUCGAAGGCAGCGCGAGUGAAUUUUGGCCGCCCAACCAGACGAAGGAGGGCAUCACUUUGUUCAGCGUGGACUUGUGCCGGUCGGUGAUUUAUGAGUACGAGCGGACGGUCUCGCACAUGGGCAUCGAGGGCUACCGAUACACGAUGGACAAGAAGACCCUCGAGAACGACACACGGCGGCGUUACCCGCACGAGCAGGCGAAGUACUUCGAGCCGACCACGACGACCGAGGACUUCUUCGCGGCCGAGCACACGAACGAGGGACUGCUCAGCACGACUACCGAGAGCCCGAGCUACGGCUCCAGCGAGGAGCGCUCGUCCGAGAGCUCGGACGACAUGUCCGACGACGACCCGGACGUCAUCAACAUGGGCAAUUGCUACUGCAACGGCGAGUGCACGCCGUCGGGCCUGAUAAACGUGAGCUCGUGCCGCUACGGCGCGCCAGUGUUCAUGAGUUUACCUCACUUCCACAAGACUGAUCCUAGCCUGCUCAACCAAAUCGAAGGGCUGAACCCCAACGACGGGGACUACGACUUCUCCAUCACCCUGGAGCCCACCACGGGGAUUCCCUUGGAAGUGGCGGCCAAACUACAAGUGAAUAUUCUCGUACAGCCGUCAGAGAUUGUGUCGCUCUUCAAGAACGUGCCCAGGAUUUACUUCCCGAUCAUGUGGUUCAACUUGACGGUAGAAAUCACCAAGGAGAUGGCGUCUGAUUUGAAGCAAUUGCUAGCGCUUCCGACUGUGAUGCUGUGUACCGGCGUGAUUAUGGCAAUCGUUGGAUUGUGUUUGAUCGCCGCAGUGGCGCUGCUCUAUCUGGUGAAGAAGAAGCCUACACCACCAGCGCCCGCGGAGGUCGCGCCGGAGAAGCCGGUCGACGAGCCGCUGGAGAAGAAGUCGGAAACGGUGUACAUGGACAAGAUAACCGCCAACGAGGACGCCAACGUUAGGAGCGACCGUCGUUUGUACGCGAAGCUCUAUUGAGCGUUUCCCCACCCGGGGGAAACUUCGUUCCACCACGAGACGAGCACGUAGACUACACAGGGGACAAGAAUGUGCAAUCGUGGACCAAAUUCGAGAGGUGGAGGGGGGGGGUUCGAAAGGUGCGCCCUGAAUAGAUUUUCAUGUCUCGGGAUGCAAAACUCCCGCUUGAUACGGUAUAAGAGGGAAAUGAAGAGGAAAAGAAACGCAUUUAGGACGACACCGAGCUGCACACGUGUACUUUAUCGUGCUUAACGUUAACACGAUCGGACACGUGUGCGCGGAUGUAUUCGCGAUCUCGCAUGCUAAUGCGAGUGAAUGGGUAGACCGUGUGGAAUCGCUGCUAGAAUAGCUAUAAAAAUAAUGCGAAAUUUAUAGACGCGCCAUGCAGACGCGCAUGCCACGAGUAGAGUAGAUCGGAAUGACAAUGCGUCGCGUUAGUUUAUGCGCACGAUGACUCCAUGACACGUGGAGAACUAGAAAUUAUCUCUCGAAGUCGAUGUUUCUCAAUGACGCGAAUCUCCUUCCUCUCUUCCCUCCCCCCCUCUCUCUCUUUCUUCCUCUCUCUUCAAUCCGUCUCGAGAUCUUCUACUCUGCAGACGACGCGACUUUCAUUGUGAUUGUUACAUUCCUACGUGACGUACGACAUUGAACGAAGAAUAAUAAUGUCGGAUAAUUAUUCAUGUAUCGACGUGGUACACCAAGACUGACGAAACCGACGGUCGCAUGACAAAGCUUUAGUUAUUUUCAAUCUACUGUCUACUACUGUCCACUACUACUGUCACACAAGAGCGCGCUGUCGCCAUCAGAAUACAACGGGCUGAUAUCUAUAAAGGCAAAUCGAACUGCACGGAGUUCGUCCGUUCUCUGUUAACGACGAUUACGUUAAUGAUGACGUUAACCGAUGAUUCGGCCGUUCAGUUAAUUCAUCCGCGUGACACCGACGAAGCAGAGCUUCAACACACAUAUGGAUAGGCCGUUCAAAAGCGGCUUUAGUUACAUUUGUAGGCGAACAGAUAUUCGCGUACUAUUGAUACAGCCGCAGCCGAUGCCGAGCCAAUGAACGAAGAACGCUGUAAUCAAGCGCGGUCGAAUGAAAGGAAAAGUACAAAAAGCUUUAUACGAUAAUGCCGCACGAACACCACUGGCCGCUGUGCGAAAAACCGAAUUUAUCUUUCCGCUAGAAUUUAUAAUCGAGGCGUCGAGAGACGCGGCGAUGUCAUAUUUACCGAGUCAUUUUUAUAUAGAGAUACUGUUGCCGGGAGGCGCGCGCGAAAUCGCAUACAACGACAUUCUCAUCGAUAUUCGAGUACAGAGAGCAAAACAAUACGCUAUUUACGCGGAAGAAUAUCUGUGGUGUGCCUUGGUAUUGUUGUAAUUAAGUGUUAUCUAUCGUGCGGAUUCGGUGUUGUGUUCUCGAUAUGAUAAGGCGUUGUUGCGCACCGUAAUUCCGGGAUAGCGUUGCAGCUUUUUGCAGCCUCCUUCGCUUUUAUUCCCUACAAAAACCUUUUUUCUUUUUUGUUCUUGUCACGGAGCACGUUCGCGCGCGGUCGAUAUGAAAUCAGUUUCGCGCUCCUAGUGGAACUGAGGAGAGACUUCCUCGCUGGCGCGAUUCCUUCCCUCUCGAUACACGUUACCGUGCGUCGAGCGACGCGAAGCUAGUUUCGAUACCGUGGCAAUACUUUCGUUUACCGGGAUUAACCCCGUCAUUAUAUACGGGAUAAGCUGUUUUCUAAGGCGGGAUUUGUGAUAUUCAGCGUUACUAUUAUUUGUAUUUGUACAAAAGCAGCCAUUUACGAGUGCCAAUGACGUAUUAGACUAAGAGUUACUCCGCGACGUAGCCGAUCGCGGGGUCGAGGAGAACCGCGGCGGCAUUUCAGAACGAUGUUACCAAUUCUGAGCGUGACCUCCCAAUUGUGCAAUCGCGACGGGAGGUAUCGCAUUGUAUGCUUUAAUGUUUAAAUAUAUAAAGUGUGUUGGGAAGCCGUGGUUCAUCGGGCAAAAUCGUACGAUUUUGUAUUUGUAUUUUAAUAAAAGGGUCUACCACAUUUUUACAACAUCA